Messenger RNA from Rotaria sp. Silwood1, 951 nucleotides. The record is from the annotation of a GenBank genome assembly. Lineage: Eukaryota; Metazoa; Rotifera; Eurotatoria; Philodinida; Philodinidae.
AUGGCUGCAGCGACUGAAGAUAUCAAAGACAAUAUAGUAAUUCUAGGCGCUACCGGGCCUAGCGGUUUACAGCUUGUUCAACAGGCGUUAGCACGAGGUUAUCAAGUAACAGCACUUGUACGAAAUCCAAAAAAAUUGGAACAUAUCGAAAGUAAAAACCUUCAGGUAGUGCAAUGUGAUAUAAUGAAUCCAACAGAGUUAGCUAAACAUAUGACAGGUCACACAGCUGUUUUAUCAGCUCUGGGCUAUCCUGGUCUUUCAAUAUGGUCAAUAACAUUUUAUGAAGAUUCAAUUAGAUCAAUAGUGUCAGCUAUGCGUAAUGCAAAUAUUAAGCGAUUUAUAGGUAUAACUUCAAUGUAUUCAAAAUAUCAAUCAGAUUAUCCAUUUAUGGUUCGAUAUCUGAUCCGUCCAAUGUUAAGCCGUACUCUUGAUUCAAUGUUUAACAUGGAACAAUAUCUUGAAAAAGAGUGUCAAGAUUUAGAAUAUACAAUUGUUCGACCACCUGGUUUAACUAAUAAUUCUAUUAUUGAACAAGACGUUAAAGUAUGUGAAAAUGAUUAUCAUUUUCCUGAUCAAUCCAUAUUAAUGAGUAUACCACGAGCAAAUGUAGCUCGCUUUAUGCUAGAUAUAUUAAAAGAUGAAAAGUAUAUUCGUCAAGGUGUUGCUAUUGGUGUUUGUUCUCCUUAUAUAACGCAAUUCUUCUCUGAACAUAAUAUUCCAUUCGAAAUUCUUCCUAUUUUUGAUUCUGCUUAUCACUCGCAAUUACCAGAUAAUAAUACAAAUGAUUAUUCCGUGAUUGUUAUUCUUGGUGGACCACAAAGUGCAUAUGAACAUGAUAUUUAUCCAUAUUUAAAAUGGGAAAAAUCAUUUCUUGCUGCUCAACUUACUCUGAAUACGCCUAUUCUUGGUGUAUGUCUCGGAGCACAUUUACUUGCUGAUGUUAUCGGUGGA